AUGACCUACACCAUUAAGAAGAAGCAAAACCUGUGGACAAGGCCGGGCCCCCGUCAAUUAAUCGAGGGGGUGGUGGAGGAACUUCCGCAGGUGCCAGCAGCGAUCGUGCGUCAGACCUCGCGGACCCCAGCCAUGUCGAGAGCAGGAGCUGCCAGUGCCGUCACCUCUCUGGUGUAUCACAUCGCUCAGAAAACCGUCAGCUCAGGCCUCAGAAGUGUCAUCGUUCAUCUCACCAACUCCUCGUCUAGCGUCCUGAUAAAUCCACAGGUUUACACCAGCAGUGGAUACUCCUACGACCCCCCACAGCCCACGGUGGGAAAGGGGGCCACAGAAGUCUGUGCUUUUGGGCAAACAAAGGGAACUGCACGUGGUUCUGUGGGGGUCCUGACUUAUGACAUCGCCAAAGACCGGAAGAUUGAAGCAGUCAAGCGUCUGGCCAUCAUGUUCUCUGUGCCUUUCGACUACAAUCUCUACGAGAACUGGUUUGCCCUGGCUGAGAAAAAGUAA
This is a messenger RNA of Conger conger (European conger), 507 nucleotides long. RefSeq names its product DELTA-sagatoxin-Srs1a-like. The transcript is spliced from 5 exons. Gene Ontology annotation, cellular component: pore complex. The record is from RefSeq and is a predicted model, not a curated record. Gene Ontology annotation, molecular function: channel activity. Gene Ontology annotation, biological process: monoatomic cation transport; cytolysis in another organism; pore complex assembly. Lineage: Eukaryota; Metazoa; Chordata; Actinopteri; Anguilliformes; Congridae. Bases 1 to 507 code for a protein of 168 amino acids.